AUGUCAGAAAAACAAAGAGAAAUAGAAACCGAAAAUGAAUUACUGAAAUCAAAAUAUUCGAUAAUGCAACACGAGUGGCAAUGUCAACAACACCUUAUCGGUCAACUUAUUGCUCAGACAGAGGAAAUCCGCUCACAAAUACAACGACAGGCUGAGUUUUGUACAUUGAUUGGAUCCACCAUUGGUGACUUCUUGUGGAAGGCCACACAUAAGCCCGACGUGAUUCAAAUGAUUUUAGAACAGGACAAAUGUGCAAGGAUGUCCCAGAUGAUAGAGCACGUUUUAAGAUCGUUCUAUGAAACUUAUCGAGUGAUUCCGACUGCAGAUACGGAUGAAGUGCGAUUCGUGCUUAGCGUCAUUGGAUUGGUGGCCAAUUUGUCGACAACGGACGCGGGCAGAAAGAUGUUUUCGAACUCUGAGAACGGUAAUAAAGUGGUGAAACUUAUCGUAUGUAUCUUGUGUCGUUUAAAGUCGCCAUCCGGGAACCGUUUGAAAAAAGUCUCGUAUGCAGCGUUAUACAAUAUAAGCAUUCAUCCAACUGCUUCAUCUUUGAUGGAAAAUAUCAAUCUGAUUCGCACUUUAAAUGAAGAAAUCAAAAUUACAGCUGAUAAAGAAGAUGUUCCUGAUUUGCGAUUGUUCGCCCUUAAACUACUCUCAUCCCUUACUCACAAUGUUUGCACCAGAUCAAUGUACAAUUUACUAGAAAAAAACAUAACUGAAUCGGACAUAUUAUGUCUAACAGCAGCAGUGGACUCAGAAACAGAAAAGACAGCUCGACAAUUAUUAGAAAAUUUAAGGAAAGUUAAAGCACAAUACGAAAAAAAAUAA
Adelges cooleyi (spruce gall adelgid) is the source of this 828-nucleotide messenger RNA. RefSeq lists its product as uncharacterized. Lineage: Eukaryota; Metazoa; Arthropoda; Insecta; Hemiptera; Adelgidae. The record is from RefSeq and is a predicted model, not a curated record. The transcript is spliced from 5 exons. Bases 1 to 828 code for a protein of 275 amino acids. Gene Ontology annotation, cellular component: cytosol.